This is a messenger RNA of Populus nigra (black poplar), 965 nucleotides long. RefSeq names its product pectinesterase 3-like. The record is from RefSeq and is a predicted model, not a curated record. NCBI's taxonomy places the organism in Eukaryota, Viridiplantae, Streptophyta, Magnoliopsida, Malpighiales, Salicaceae. Gene Ontology annotation, molecular function: enzyme inhibitor activity. The coding region runs from base 127 to 849 and encodes 240 amino acids. The transcript has a single exon.
CGUAAUCAGGGAUCGUGUUGGACAACCACUUUAAAGUUUAACCAUUUCCUUUCCCAGUCGUCGAAAGAACAUCAAACCUCCAAUCAAUUUCCAAACCCAAAAACCUAGAGAUCAGUUGAAUUGGUUAUGGAAUCCCUUAACUUUUUCAAAGGCUAUGGCAAAGUGAAUCCGCUUGAAGAUCAAAGCCCUCACCAGCAGGAAAGUACUGCAUCAAAACGCCGAAUCCUCAUCAUCAGCGUUUCAUCCAUCCUCUUUUUUACUCUAAUCCUCGGUCUAGCCCUUGCAGCAUUGAUCCAUGAGUCAAAUACCGAGCCAGACGAAUUCCCAUAUCUCUCUGCAUCAAACUCAGCUGAAUCAAUCAAAACAGUCUGCGACAUGACUCUGUAUCCAUCCUCCUGCUUCACCAGCAUAUCCUCUCUUAACAUUUCCACAAAACCUGACCCAGAAGCCAUCUUCAAGCUCUCUCUCAAAGUCUCCAUUACAGAGCUCAAAUGCCUCUCUUCUUUAUUCACUAGUUCACAUGAUGUUAACUCUCAGGCUGCUAUGAGAGAUUGCGUGAGCCUGUUUGAUAAUUCCUUGGGUAAGCUCAACGAUUCUUUGUUGGCAAUGGAGGUUGGACCUGGAGAGAAGAUGUUGACUUUGGAAAAGGUGAACGACAUCCAGACAUGGAUCAGUGCUGUCAUGACAGAUCAAGAAACUUGCAUAGACGGUUUGGAGGAGAUGGAAUCGGUGUUACCUGAUGAGAUCAAGGCCAAGGUGGAGAGGUCUAAGGAUUUCUUGAGCAUUAGCUUGGCUAUCAUUGCUAAGAUGGGAGCCCUUCUUAAAAAAUUUGAUCUCGAAAUGCAUUGACUUUUUUUUUCUGUGUGGUAAUUAAAUUUCGCAUUGAAAUCAUGUAAUUGAAAGAUGAUAUAUAUGCAAAUAAUAGCUUGGCUAUCAUUGCUAAGAUGGAAGCCCUUCUUUAAAAA